GUCUUCAGUGUCAGCGAGGCUAGUUGAGCGGAAGAGGACACCAGUGGAGGGCAUUACAUGUAACUCCAAAUCAAUAAACUCCCGUUAUCUUCAAGAAAUUGUCGUCAGCUUAUCGGAAAUGUUUUCUCUUUCUACUUCCCUUCAGCCACAGGUAACGGUCCAGCUGAGUCACCUCAUCAAUGCCCUGAACUCUCUUAAGGGUUCAGUGAGCAGCAAUACUUCAGUCAAUCACAAACUCAGAGAGAACGCAUCAGAACAAGAUCUAAACGGCACAGAGUCAUCCCUGACCCUCCGGGAUUUAGGAUUGACAGAUCUUGGGGUAAGCCAGCUAAAUGAGCUGGUGCAGAAGCUUCUGCCCUGUGUUGCUCAGCAGGAGUCGCUCUCGCAUACGAGGACUGUACCAAAUAUCUGGAGGACUUCCCAUCUUUCCUCGGAUUCGUUCUUUCACAACAAACAUGGGUUUUCAAGAAUGGGCGGUGUUACCCCUGUGUUCUCUAAGCAGAACAAGUCACCUCUCCAAACACUAUGUACAGAUCUCAAAUAUUUGCCAUUGUUGGUUCCAAAUCGUGGCUUUAAAACUCUGAAGUCCAGAACACGCCGUCUACAAGGAUUUGACAGUUCAGCAGAGCCUGAGGGAUUUACACCAUCGUUUAUGAAGGGUUUCCUUACACGAGACAAAGGGCAAGAUGUUGAAACUCUGGACAAGCUCCUUCAGAGCAAAAACAUUCCUGAUGGUCAGCAUGAUGCUUUUAAGACUGGUUUUGCAGAGGGAUUCCUCAAAGCACAGGCCCUUACACAGAGAACCCAAGAAUCGUUAAGGAGGACGCGACUUAUACUAUUGGUUCUUUUACUUGUCGGCUUAUAUGGGCUCUCAAAAACCCCUUUCUUAUCAGUGCGAUUCCGAACCACAUCAGGCCUGGACUCAGCAGUGGACCCUGUCCAGAUGAAGAAUGUCACCUUCGAGCAUGUAAAGGGUGUGGAGGAAGCCAAGAAUGAGCUGCAGGAAGUUGUGGAGUUCCUUCGAAACCCACAGAAGUUCACGGCUUUGGGAGGAAAGCUGCCUAAAGGAAUUUUGUUAGUUGGGCCUCCAGGUACAGGAAAGACCCUGUUGGCCCGUGCUGUGGCAGGUGAGGCAGAUGUGCCAUUCUACUACGCUUCUGGCUCAGAGUUCGAUGAGAUGUUUGUUGGUGUUGGUGCCAGUCGAAUCAGAAACCUUUUCAGGGAAGCUAAAGCCAAUGCUCCUUGCGUUAUCUUCAUUGAUGAACUGGAUAGUGUUGGAGGAAAGAGGAUCGAGUCCCCCAUGCACCCCUAUUCUAGACAGACAAUCAAUCAGCUUCUUGCUGAGAUGGAUGGGUUUAAGCCAAAUGAAGGUGUCAUCAUUAUUGGAGCAACAAACUUCCCCGAAGCUUUGGACAAUGCUCUGAUCCGACCAGGCCGUUUUGAUAUGCAGGUCACUGUCCCUAGACCGGAUGUGAAGGGCCGCACUGAAAUCCUCAAGUGGUACCUUAAAAAAAUUAAAGUAGACAGUGCUGUGGAGGCAGAGGUCAUUGCCAGAGGAACAGUGGGGUUCUCUGGAGCCGAGCUGGAGAAUCUAGUUAAUCAGGCUGCAUUAAAGGCAGCUGUCGAUGGCAAAGACAUGGUGACCAUGAAGGAGUUGGAGUUUGCUAAGGACAAAAUACUUAUGGGGCCAGAACGCAGGAGUGCAGAGAUUGACAAGAAGAAUAAAGAGAUUACAGCAUACCAUGAGUCAGGCCAUGCUAUUAUUGCAUACUACACCAAAGAUGCCAUGCCCAUAAAUAAAGCCACUAUUAUGCCGAGAGGCCCCACUUUGGGUCAUGUGUCCAUGCUCCCAGAGAAUGACCGCUGGAGUGAAACUCGUUCUCAACUUCUGGCCCAGAUGGACGUCAGCAUGGGCGGCCGAGUGGCUGAGGAGCUCAUCUUUGGCAGUGAGAAUAUCACCACUGGAGCAUCAAGUGAUUUUGACAGCGCUACAAAAAUAGCCAAAAUGAUGGUGACCAGAUUUGGCAUGAGUGAAAAGUUGGGUGUCAUGACAUAUGCUGACCUCACCAAGCAGAGCCCAGAAACCCAGGCAGCCAUUGAACAUGAAGUCAGGACACUUCUGAGGGAUUCCUACGAGCGUGCUAAAGCGCUCUUGAAGUCUCGUUCUAAGGAACACAAAAAUCUUGCAGAAGCUUUACUUCGAUAUGAGACGUUGGAUGCCAAAGAGAUCCAGCUGGUCUUAGAGGGAAAGACAUUAAGCAGCAGAUGAGGGCUCACCGGGAUCUUCAGUUAACAGGAAAAGGACAAUGGAACCCUUAAUACAUGAAUGUACAUAUGCAACCGAGAGCUUGGUAGGCCAACACUCCCCAUUAGUAAAGAUUUUUUUUUUUUCCUGAGCCAGAUCUCUAAACAAACAAACAAACAAAAAAACGAAUUAGUUUUACAUGCUUGGGAUUUUCUUCCAAAGAAACUGUCAGUGUGAGAAUUAAACACAUUUAGUAUCUAUUUCAGUGUUUUUUCUGUCCCAUUGACUGUAGGUGCUGCCUUAUUUGUAGUGGAGCAGAUGCUGAAUUUGAAUAAAUCAUUAAGCUGUAAGCAACAGUCCAGUUUACUAUGAAGUUAGGAAGAAAUGCGCUGUUCACUGUUUCUGACACGGUUGUCUAAGCCAGGCUAAGCAUAUGUCGACUGGUGGCCUUUGAGAAAUGGAAGGGAAUGUAUUUUUAAGGGAGUGGAAUGUUUCAAAGCACUUUGGUACCGGGACAUUUAUAUUAUUUGUGUGAUGCAUAUAAUAUUAUCUGCUUGUGAACAAUGCUGCUUCAAAAUACCUUCAUAGUCACAGUAAGUUAAUACACCAGAACCCAGAAUGCUGUUGCAUAAACCUUCUGAUAAGAAAUUCCAAGUGGCCCAGUAAUAGGUAAACUUGUGUAGUUUGAGCGUUGUUUCACACGACUACUUUUAUGCCAUUAUACUAUCCAGAAUACUACGUGUUCCAUGUUGUAGGUUUAAAUGCUCUCUCGCAUCACUUUGAUCAUACGUGGCAACCAUGAAACAAAGGGAGAUGUGGUAUUCAUUUAAAUUUGAUAUUAGAUCUGCACUUCUCGGCUUCCAGCGGUUAUCACACUCGGGUUUAUUCAGCUUUAUUCUACAUAUUAUUUAUUCAUGUACAGUAGCUCUACAUCUAUGAGUUUACCUUGCCUCCAUGUAUGUUUGCCUUUUACCCAAGCUCGUUUUAGUUGUGUGUAUAUACAGUGUAUAUUUAUAAUGAAUAAAACUAAAAACAAGGACAUUGUAUCAUUGUAUAUAAGUAUAUUAGAUUGAUUUUAGUUUGCUUGGUUUGUAAUUCAAAAUGAUUUUUCCUUUGAAGCUGUUGCACAUUACGUAAUGAAUGGGAGCUUAAAUGAAUAAAGAAAACCUAAUUGUC
Puntigrus tetrazona (Sumatra barb) is the source of this 3421-nucleotide messenger RNA. It is a transcript of the gene yme1l1b, whose product is annotated as YME1-like 1b. Gene Ontology annotation, molecular function: metalloendopeptidase activity; ATP binding; ATP hydrolysis activity. NCBI's taxonomy places the organism in Eukaryota, Metazoa, Chordata, Actinopteri, Cypriniformes, Cyprinidae. The transcript has 18 exons. Gene Ontology annotation, biological process: protein quality control for misfolded or incompletely synthesized proteins; mitochondrion organization. Bases 119 to 2269 code for a protein of 716 amino acids. Gene Ontology annotation, cellular component: mitochondrial inner membrane. The record is from RefSeq and is a predicted model, not a curated record.